Messenger RNA from Pungitius pungitius (ninespine stickleback), 538 nucleotides. RefSeq names its product placenta-specific gene 8 protein-like. The coding region runs from base 42 to 356 and encodes 104 amino acids. The record is from RefSeq and is a predicted model, not a curated record. The transcript is spliced from 4 exons. NCBI's taxonomy places the organism in Eukaryota, Metazoa, Chordata, Actinopteri, Perciformes, Gasterosteidae. Gene Ontology annotation, biological process: positive regulation of transcription by RNA polymerase II.
AGACGCCAACCCCCACCUCCACCGCCUCCAUCACCUCCACCAUGGCUGUGACCCGCCAACCCGGCAGCUUCGCGCCCUCAGACUUCCAGACCGGCCUGUGCGACUUCUGCGACGACUGUGGAACCUGCUUCUACGGGCUGUGCUGCUACACCUGCCUGGGCUGCUCCAUCGCCAGCGACAUGGACGAGUGCUGCCUGUGCGGCCUGAGCAUGGCCAUCCGCAGCGUGUACAGGACCAAGUACAACAUCCAGGGCUCGCUGUGUGGCGACUUCGUGGCGGUCGGCUGCUGUCCGCUCUGCGCCACGUGCCAGCUGAAGAGAGACAUCGACCGCAGGAAGGAGCAAGGCAUCUUCUGAUUGGGCAGGCGCCCCCCCGGAGGCGGUUCUUCGGUGACCUUUGGGCUCCAGCCCGACCUUUCUCCUGUGAAGACGGUUAUUCGCUGCUUUUCGGGGCCUCGGGUCCUCCGGGGGAAAUGACAUUUUGGGUGAAACGUUGUCCGCGGCGCUCCCCAGAGGGCAGACCAGCGUCGAGAUUUACC